ACGAUCACACUCGUUUGUGUAUUGCGAAGACGGGCGGACGUACGUCGGCGUCGAAUGCGGAAAAAGCGCUAAAGCGAACUAGCGAAAAAGUGCGAAUACCAAAAUCAAAAGAGAGCCAAACAACUUGUUUUAUUUUUUUUCACCACGAGCGUCGUCGCGACAACAACAAAAAGGAAUUUAAUAAACCAAAAACAAACGAGAAAUAGAGAGAGAGAAAGCAGCAACUAAAUAUAACAACAAAUGCAUUAAAUAGUUUUGUUUUUUUUUUGCCACACUGCCAAAAUGCAGUUAGCGUUUGUUUGUCUCCUGAAAUAAACCCAAACCCCAAAAUCGUGAAUAUCGUGAAGCCUGGAAAAGGAUAACGCAAGAUUACACAGAGCGCGAGCGAGACAGCAUUCUAGAGCAAAAGAGCGAGAGAGUGUGUCGAGGAGCGAUGGCCAGCGAGGAUGUGCAGAUCACUAGCGUCAUCGAUGCCAAUGGCCAGAGUCUACCGCUCCACGGCAACAGUUUGGGCGGUCCCGUGGGCCCGCCCGUCAAACAGGAGCGUCCCGAUGACGCCGAGAUCCGCGAACUGGCGGCCAAAAUGAAGGAGCAGCAAAAGCAACAGGCCGCCCAGCAGGCAUCCCGUCAAGCGGCCAUGCAGCACUCGAAUGGGGGCGCCAAUGCGGCUGCCUCGGCCGGUGGCAACAUGCAGCCACCGAUCACAAAUGGCAAUGGCCAGACCAAUAUCAUGAGCUACCUAUCUCGUCAUCAGAAACUACCCAACGGCACCAUGCAGGUGGUGCCCGCCUUGGCCUCCAAUGGCCGUUCGAAUGGAGCCGUCAGCGAUUCCGGCUCGGACAAGAAAUCCUCGACGGGACCCUGCGACGAGGAGUCCAUACAAGGCCACUUCGGCUGGGCCCAAUUCGGCAAGGUAUCCAUACCGUACAUCUAUCGGCAAUCGGAGAAGUACUGCUCCGUGCGCAUGAUCGAGCUGAAGCUGCUGGGCAAAUACCUCAACUGCCUGCAUCCGGAUAUCUACUCCAGCUGCACCUGCGUGCGCAGCUACUACAUCACCGAUGCGGAGGCGCGUCUCUUCAUCGAGAUCAAUCAUAAGCACUGCGACGGCGAGUUCGGUCGCGACAUCUUCAACCAAAAGGAUCUGGUUGUGCGUCUCAGUGACGCAUCCAAGUUCUAUCAGUUCCUGGACAUUUGCUACAGGAAACUGGUCUCCGGCAGCAAGACGCCGUCGGAGAAGUGCGGCUUCAUUCGCAUCAACAAGGAGUCGGUGGUGCCCUACACUGUGCGCAACAAUCAGCAGGUUGUGCCGCUCUUCUAUUUUGAAGGCGAGACCGAGAAUCUGAAGACCAAGGCCGAACUGCUCAAUGGCUGGGACCUGGCCUAUCUAAAGUUCUGCUGCAAGGUGCAGGGUAUACGCAACGAGCUCUUCUCCAGCGAGAAUGUUGCGGUCAUUUCGCUGACCGACAUCAAGAGCUACUUCCCAAAUGGCACCGAAUUCGAGGACUACUGGCCCAGCAAGGUGGUCGACUCGAAUCUGCUGAUUGGCAAUCGCGCCAAUGUCAAUAACUCGGUCAACUGGACACGCCAGCCCUCGGCGCCGCCGCCAAAAGUGACCACCUCCGGUUCCGGAUCGUCUGGCUCGUCCUCCUCCAGCGGCGGCAAUCUGGGCCAGAACUCAUCAUCCGCCUCAUCGUCGGCGAACUCCGCCGGUGGCCAACAGGUGUCCUCGAAAUCGCAGCAACAGCACGCUGCCUCUGCCGCCGCAGCAGCGGCGACGGCGCAUCAACAGCACCUGAUGAAGCAACGCGCCGCCGCAGCAGCAGCUGUCGCCGGCGCCAAUGGUGUGGCGAAUGCGGCCAACAGUUUUGGGGCAGCCGCGGUGGCGGCCUUCAAUUCCCAGGCGGCGGCAGCGGCAUCAAUGCUGCAGCAGUCGCAGGGCAACAACAGGAUGCUGUCGCAGGCCACCGUCCAGGCUUUGGCCAGCAGCGGAUGGAUGUCUGGACAGACGAACCUGCAGCUCCACGCCCAGAUGAUGGCGCAGCAAUCGCAUGCGAACGCAAAUCGCGUGGGAAGCUAUCGGGAGCACAUGAACAACCUGAUGAUGAGCGGCAGCAGCCGGCAGCCGUAUUCCUACAACAAUCCCGCGAUCUCCAUGUCCUCGGUGAACAACCAUAGUGGGGGUGGCGGGAAUGCCCCACCUCCGCUCGUCCGCUCGGCGGCGGGUCAAAAUGCCAACCACAUGUCAAAUGUCGAGCAGUCACUGGUGCAACAACAACAACAACAGCAACAGACACAACAACAACAACAACCGCAACAACAACGACACCAGAACAGCACAUUUAACAACAACAACAACCAUGCACCACAGCAACACUCUUCACCCAACAACCAGACCACUAGUAGCCACCAUCAUCAUCAUCAACAACAACAACCACAGCAUGCCUUAGCCAAAAGUCUCAGCAGCGGCAACAGCAACAACAGCAGCAGCAGCAACAACAACAACCUGAGGAGCAGCAGCAACAGCAUGAACGGCAGCAACAGCAGCAACAACUCCAGUUCGGCGGCCGCGGUGGCCGCUGCUGCCGCCGCCGGCUAUGUGCAAGCUCUUUUGGGGGGCGGUGGCGGCGGCGGUGCGGGGGGCGUGGCUGGUGGCGCUGGCGCCGGCAGCAAUGCCUUCAACUACAACCUGCCCUCGACCCGAGCGGACUACACGAAUCUAGCGCUGUGGAACCAACUAACGCCCGCCCAACGACUGCUCUUCAGCCAGCAGCUGAAGGGUGCCAGUCCCACUGGAUCUGCUGGUAAUAUUACCAGCGGCAGCGUAGCAAGUCAUGUCGCCGGCAAGCAGAACUUCCCCGCGCUGCCCUCCCUGCCGUUGGACACGGAUCUGAUUACCAUGCUGGACUACAACAAUCCCAACAAGGCAAACAAGAGUCAGAAAACGGGAGGUGUUACCUUCACCAAACCCAUUGUGCCACCACUGAUACCAGAUGGUUCGGGAGCUGAAAUAACGCUCACCAAGAGCAGAAGAGGCGGAGCAGCGGGAGCAGGAGGAGGUGGUGGCGGUGGUGUUGGCGGUGGUGUUGGUGGUGGUGAUGGCGGCGGAGGAGGAGUAGCCGUCGCAGGAAGUGGCACUACCAUACCGCUGAAUUCCACACAAGCACUCGAGGAUUUCGAGAAGAAGUUCACUGUGAUGACGGACGAAAUGCGGGCUGUUAUACAAAAGGUGUUGGCCAAUCCGGAUCUCUCGACAUUUAUACAAACGAACUCCAGCAGCAAUAAUGGUGCAAAUCAAAGUCACCUGGUGCCUUCGUAUAUAUCGCCACCGAUGUCGCCAUCCGUGGGCGGCUUAAACAUGGGCAUGGCCAUGGGCAAUGUGGCCACCCUGACCUUGGCCUCCAAUCCGAAUGUGACGAUAACCCCACAGUUGCCCGGACACUUUCUGCACUCGCCAUCGAGUUCGUGUUCCAGUUCGAGUGCCUCGAAUACGGCGCCAUCUCCGUUGAGCAGUGGCGGCGGCGGCGUCGGCGGUGGCGGGUUGUCGGGUGGGGCGGGUGGAGCAGGCGGGGCAUCCAGCGGGUCAAGUGGGCGGCAAAAGAGCGUGAUUUGUUCGACCAAAAGCAAUAAUCUACCAAUGGCCAUACUAUCGCUAGCUAGCAGUAAUUCAGGUGGGGUUAGUUCCAAUUCGGGAGUACGACGGAAUAACAACAGUAAUACCAAUAGUAGUAAUUAUGGACGUCAGACACACAGCCACAGCCAAAGUAGUAGUAACCACAGCAAUACACAAACAAGCACCCAACAACAAAGCACACCCACUGACGUAAUCGAUCUGUCCUCCUCCCGAAGGUCACUAGCUGCAUCGGCGGCCUAUUUGCAGCAACACUCGUCGGCGGUCGCCCAGCAACAGGUGGCGGCGGCAGCGGUGGCCCAGCAUCAACGUUUGGCCGCCGUCGCCGCGCAUCAUGCCCAGCAGAAUGGACGCAGUUCCUCGAACUCGGGUAAUUCCGGCAGUUCGUCGAACUCAACGGGCAACAACAACGGCACGAGCAACUCUGGUUCCUCGGGUAAUGGCUCAAACGGCAAUGGAAAUGCCUCCUCGAACAGCGCCUCCAUGCAUCUGCAGCGCCAUGCGGCACUUGCACAUGCGGCGGCGGCGGCCAAUGCGGCGGAUAGUGCCCAGCGGCUGUGCGUCAUACCCGAGAUACCCACCAACAACAUGAACCUGACGCCCUACAAGGUGAUGAAGGUGUGCGUGGACAAGCAUCUGGUGCCCUGCAUCAACAUGAAGGCCUACAAUGACUCCGAGCAGCUGAUGACGCUCAUCGAGUUCCAGAAGAACUUCUUCCCCUCGGUGCCGCUGGAUCACUGCAAGCGACUGAUCGAGGCCCUCGGCGUGGAGCUCUACAAGGCAAAUCGGCGACAAGUGCAGAUCCUGAUGGAGUACGAUCGCAACUACAACGAGAACAUGCCGCUGGUGCAGGUGCGCGACAUCAUCAAGUACAUGACGCAGCUGACCUUCAUGACGCGCCAGUCGGAGCAGCCGCCGGCCAAGAGGACGCGCACGAGCUAGGAAUUAAGCUGGGGAGCACAACAUUUGCCACCAACAACAAGCACAACAGCAGCCACCACAAUAGCCACAGCCACAAUAGCCACAGGCACACCAACAACACCACCAUUGAGCACAGCAGUCACCACAAGUGGCAGCAACACAACAGCCACAGUUCACACACGAACAACAGCAACGUCUGCGGGGAUAGCACCACCAACAUCGGUGGCCACAGCCACAUCGCUGCGUAGACGGGCCCUCACACCGCCAGCGAAUGUUAGUGGUGAUGAAGUGCUAGCCAGGCGCAGAGCACUAGCGCCACCGCCAGCACCGGCAGUUCCUGCCACACCACCAGGAGCAGGAACCAUUGGAUCACCUGCACUAUCAGCCACACCUGUACACACCACCAGCAACACAUACGAAAUGUUGUACUCCCACAACCCACACCCGCAACCGCACCCGCACCAUCCAGCAGCCCAGCACCACCAAGCAGCCCAGCACCACCAUCAGCAGCACGAGCAGCAGCGUUUGCUAAAGAAGCGGCAGCACGCCGAGCAGACGGCGCCCAAGAAUUCGCGCACUGCUGCAGCAGCUGCCCAGAAAAUGGCCGAAGCCGAGCACGCCUAUCUAUCCAAUUUGUACGGCAAGGCGGCGGCCAGCAUGCUAAGUCCUCCGUUGGGCAAUGUCCUGCCCGAGUGGGAGCAGCAGAGGCAGCGAAGGACACAGGCGGCAGCACCACUGCCCCACCAACAGCAGCCGCAGCAGCAGCAACCGGCGACGACGGCGGUGGCGGCGCCACCCCAACGACAUAUAAUGCAUCGCCGGCAUAGCGUGUGUGCCGCUGGAUUGGCCAGCCUGUCGCCCGCCUCCUCGACGCACUCGUCAUCGACGGCCUCGCCCACAACGGCGGCGGCAGCGGCCUUGGCCGCAGCUUCCUACUACGGCAGUGCGGCGGCAGCGGCGGCGGCGGCAUUUACGGCACCAUAUCAGCACCAUCAUCAUCAUCAUGCCGCAGCGGCUGCUGCGGCCGCACACCAUCAUGCAGCAGCAGCAGCUGCGGCAGCGGCGGCAGCAGCGGCAGCCCAUCAUACACAUGGCCAGCCAUCGCCAACCAUUUAUCCACCCACUCCGCCGCCAUCGGCGCCCUGGGUGCAUCCUUGGUAUGCCGGCGAUGCGGCCUUCUGAGCGAGAGAUCGUAGAUAGCAUAGAUCGUAGACAGAUGAAGAUCCCAAGGGGCGAGCAACUCAAGCCCCACAUUGUACAUUCGAGUUUCUAGUGUGUUAAGCUAUUUAUUAAACGACGAAAGGAAAAAAAAACAACACAACAAAACAAAACAAAAGAAAACCUAUUUAGAUCAAGAAAGCUCCAAACAUUUUUUUUGCACGCCUGUCUGGAGGAGAUUAGUUUGUAAGUAGGCUAACUAAAACAAUUUCUGGGCAUUAUAUGCCAACUAAACAAUAACCAAGGGAAACCUUAUCGAUGAUAUAUGGACUAGAGCUGCUGGGAUUUCGUUUGGUCAAACAACAACAGCAAAACAGCAAAACAACAAACAAACCAACAAACAUUUUCAAAUGAGAACUCAAAGAACUGAUUACAUUUAUUAUCAAAUCACACAGAGAGAACAAUUAGCUUUCGUUUCUUGAUUCGUUCGGAAUUCAUUUUCGUGGUUUAAAAGUCUUUUCUAGAAAUAUUUACAUACACUAACAGAUAUACAUGUUAUAUGCUAUACAUAUGUAAUAUAUAAGUAAAGAGCCAAUAAACUCGUCAUAUUGUAAGCAAGAAAUUAAAUUUCUUGCGUUUCAAAA
Molecule: messenger RNA, 6351 nt
Organism: Drosophila teissieri
Lineage: Eukaryota; Metazoa; Arthropoda; Insecta; Diptera; Drosophilidae
Exons: 5
Coding region: 434-4570 (1378 amino acids)
Source: RefSeq, a predicted model, not a curated record